This is a messenger RNA of Calidris pugnax (ruff), 1716 nucleotides long. RefSeq names its product stimulated by retinoic acid 8 (gene STRA8). The transcript has 8 exons. The record is from RefSeq and is a predicted model, not a curated record. The coding region runs from base 1 to 1518 and encodes 505 amino acids. Gene Ontology annotation, biological process: meiotic cell cycle; cellular response to retinoic acid. Lineage: Eukaryota; Metazoa; Chordata; Aves; Charadriiformes; Scolopacidae.
AUGGGGGCCCCGCGGCGCCGCCAGCUCCGCCCGCCCACGGGCGGGGGCGCCCGACCCCGAGCGAAGCGGCCCGGCCCAAAGCCUGGAGAACUACAACUCCCAGUGUGCCUUGCCGCGCCCGCCCAGCGCAAGGAACGCCGGGACUCGCAGUCCCCCGCCGCUGCACAUGCGCACCCCGCCGCGAGUUUUCCCGCCUCUUCCUUGCCCCCUCCUCCUUACCUCCCCGCCGGCGCGCACGGCCCGCAUUUUUCCCGCCUUCCGAUUGGCCGCCGCCGGGUGCCGGCUGCAUCCCCAUUGGCCCUCCGCCACGUGCGGCUCAUGUUGCUGGGCGAGGGGCGCGGCAGCCAUGGGAGGGGGCCCGGGCAGGCGGGACGGGACGAGACGGGGCGGGGCGGGGCGGGACCGAGCGAGACCGGAUCGAACCGGACCGGGCGGGGUGGGCUCGGCUCGAUCGGUCGAUCCGCGGAGGCGUCCGGUGUGGGCCUCCACGGACUGGCCUUUCCUCUCCCGGCUGCGGAAGAAACAGUAGGGGCAAGCGUCCUUCCCUCUGGGCUGUACUUGCCGUCGCAAGCCACGUGCCAGAGUGCGUCCCGGUCCCCUGAGGCACCUGCAAGAGGUGGAACUCCGUGUGGCAAAGCCACGCUUGUUACCGGCACGCCGCCGGGCUUCGCUGGCACGGCUCUUCAGGAGCUUGAGGGAAGUGGUUCUGUCCCAGUCACGCUACCCGUCCUCAAAGAGUCCUUCAGUCUGGAGGAUGGGAAUCCGUCCGGCUUGGAGGAAGUCAGGGAGGAAUAUGUCAAGAGGCACUUCAGCAAUCACAGCACUGCAUCAGCCUUGGAAGCUGUGAGUGAGAGUGACUCUACCGUCUGGUAUUUGAUUCAAUGUGAAAAACAAACAAUGGAAGAGGACGGGAAGCCAGAAUUUAUCCAGUCUCCAGACACUUCAUCUCCAGAUCUGGUGGAAUUUGAACGAUACCUGUAUUUUUAUAAGCACACAGUGGACCUGCUGAUAGAGCAUGAAAUUGUUUGUACUGAGGAGGUGCCUCUUCCUGAGGUCUCCACAGCGGUUUCCCACCUCUGGCAAGAGCUCUCUGAAGAAAGGAGAGACAGCAUCUUGCAGUACUGUAGCCAGAGAGAUUUCUUCGAGGACCCUAAGGCUGCUUGCCAAGAGCCGGCGCGCGCUGAAGGUAGUGUGAGGGACAGCCAAGGGAACAGUGAGGAAGCCAGUGGUUCCUCGGCCUCCACACCAGAGGAAGUAAUGUUUGAAGAUGCGUUUGAUGUUGCUGCUGGUUUUCUUGACAGAAGUGAGACUCAGGGAAUGUCUAUCCAGAGUUCAGCGUUUGCAAGCUGCACGUCUGAAAAUCCAGAGGAUCACCACAGACUAUAUAUGCAGAUCACUGACUUCCUAAAAAGCCUCUUCUUUGCUAAUACAGAGUUUUGCCAGGAAGAAGAUCUUGCAUUCGAUUAUGAGACUGUGAUGCUGAGGUGCACUGAGACCUUCGACGAUGAAGAUUUCUGAACAGUACCUCUGGUUGCUCAUGUUUUGCCAAGUGCUGCUGGACACACCAGGCUUGAAGAGACUGCUCCUCUUUUGGUGAAGCACCUCUCUGAGCAGAGUGCAGAGACACUGUGUUAAAAGUGGUUUGUUACUGUUGACUUUCCAUUCCCUCAUCAGUGUUUCUUGAUAUAUCAGUUGAGUAAUUUAUACCUUUAAGAG